GGAAAGGGAGGGUUAGGGUUAGGGUUGUUGGGCAUACCAGAACGGGAGGGGAGUAGAAAGAGCCACUUAACCACAGCACUAGAACAACCUGAUGAGCACUGGACUUGGGAACAACGUUUCUCUCUUAAAACCCUAUUCAGGUUGAGGAGGCCAAGAGAGGAAGAAAGAGCAAAAGAAAGCGAAGAGAAAGAGGGAGAGAUAUAACGAAGGCAAGCUGACCGGCUAGACUCUCUGAAAGCCAGAGAGACACCAGUCACCAGAGGUGCUCGCCCCAAAAACAAAAAGGAAAAGUGGAAAAACAAAGGCAGAGGAAAAGAAAGAGAAGCCCUGGCUGUGUCUCUGUGAGGGUGAGCGUCUUGGCUGUGUCUCUGUGAGGGGUUUCUCUGUGGAAUGCCCGUGUCAUGAUACCGUCGCUGAGUCUCACCCUGCGUCCAGGUGACCAGGGAGGGCGUGUCGAGUCGUCAGCCAAUCACAGCAGGUGCUUUAGGAGAGUCAGUUCCUGUUUAUGUUCAUCAGUACUUCCUAUCAGAACCCUCCCGCCUCACUGACGUCCUGCCCCCUCGGUGGUAGGUAGGUAGUUCCUGUAUCCAUCUCUUCCAUCACUUCCUCUUCCUCCUGAAGCCCCGCCCCUUACUGUCUGGCUGUGUGAGGAUGUGGUGCUAGCUGGCACUGUUCGUAACUAUGGUGAUAGUCAGGUAACCGUGGUAGGAGGAGUCUGUGGGCACAGCUUCCUGAUGUUGUGCCAGGUGCUGACGGGACAGGAGGGCACCAUCGAACGGACGUGCACAGAGGUGCUGUGCAACUCUGCUUCCUAGUUUACACUGAUGACAUCACAACAGGAAGUAUAGGACCUAUCUUACUGUAGAACGUCAAUCUCCGCCUCCUUGCACUUUCUAGAACUUCCUGUUGCUGCUACUUGACUUCCUGUUGCACAAAGUCUCUCAGACACUUUAAGGCUCUGACCUCUAACCUCAGAACCCAAGCAGCCAUGAGGCACAUUCACGUAGAACUGACACGCGGCAGCAAGGAGGAGCUGGCUCCUGUGGAGCUUCCAUCCCAGGAUGGGGACGUGCCUCUUCCCGCGGCCCCCUCACAGGUCCCCGACCUUGAGGUGAUGCGACCAGGGGUGGUGGUUCCCAAGCCCUUUGGUCAUGAGCAGCUGCGUCUCCAGAAGGUCUACCAGCUCUCCAUCUUCUCCCAGCUGGGGGGGUUCUCAGCCUCCGAGCUCCCCAGAACCAGUGAGGCCCAGCCGGGGCAGUUCCAGCCGGGUCAGGUCCAGCGGACUGACAGGGUGGGGGUCAAGAGGGGACAGGGUGGGGGUCAAGAGGAGUCCCAUCUAACCCACAAAUGGCCCCACCUGGCUGGGGACGUAGACAGGGAAAGGGAUGGAGGAGUGCUGUCAGGGUCAGGACCUGGGGUAGGGGUGGAUAUCGGAAUGGGGGUUGGAAUGGGGUUAGGGAUGGGGUUAGGGGUAGGGCAGAGGCCUGUAUCCUCCUGCAUCAUGGUGGAUCACAGAGACUCAGAUGGGGGCCUGUCGCCUAGAUCCCCCCCACCUGCCCCCCUCUCUCCGGGCCACACCCCCGCCAGACGCCCUGCCCAGCACAAUCACGACAGGCCCGUCCCGGACCUAUGGGCCCCGCUUUCGCCCAAACCAUCCCCCAUGGUCGAGCCCCACAGCCCCCCUGGCUCCCGCAGCCCCUUACCCAGCACAGAGCCUCGUCCUGGGGGCGACGCGCCAGCCUGCUCCUUGGGCAAUCCCGGAGGGUCUGGGGAGGGCUGCAGUAGUGGCUCCUCAUUGGGACAGCAUCAGCCCAACUGCUGCACUGACGGCCCCCGUGGGGCCCUUGGGGCAUUCGACACCCUUAGUCCUCCUGGAGGACCUCCAGGCUCCCUCUCUCACCGCUUCCCUCCCACCACAGACCCCCAGGAGCCUGGGGAGGGUAGGGAGUGGGGGGCCAAGCUGGAGUCCUCACCGCCCCAUCCCAGUGCCACCGCCUUCAACUCCACCAACGGCCUGAGCUCCGUGGAGAAGACCCCCAGCACCAGCGGCCUGAGCUCCGUGGAGAAGACCCCCAGCACCAGCGGCCUGAGCUCCGUGGAGAAGACCCCCAGCACCAGCGGCCUCCGUGGGAUCUCUUCGGGUCCCUGCCCGGCCAAGAAGAAACUGCUAUCAUCCAGCGACACGGGAGAGUCGUGUUCGGAGGACGAGGGCCCCUCCACCUCUAAGAGGAGCCGUCUGGCCCUGCUGGCCCCGGGGUUAGGGCUGGCCUCCUGCAGGGGCACCGAUGCCAAGGCUGCCCCCUUCUGGAAUCAUCUGCUGCCCAACGCACAGGGCCCGGACCACACCAAGAGUUUAUCAGAAUGCAGAGGAGCCAGCAGGAGGCUGAAAAGUGGGAUGCGCCUGAAAAGUCGACAGCUAUGUAGUGGGCGGCGUACAGACACCUUGGCUCGCACUGCUCGGUCAGGCUGGCCCUCUUCUUCCAUCAGCCGUUCACUACUGGGUAACUUUGAGGAGUCGAUCCUGAAGGGUCGUUUCUCUCCGUCGGGUCGUAUCGAGGGCUUCACAGCAGAGAUCGGUGCCAGCGGAUCCUACUGCCCUCAACACGCCACUCUGCCUGUACACGUCACUUACUACGACAUCUCAGAGCACAGCGCACCCUCGCCCUUCCUGGGGGUUAUCUCCUUGGAGCCUUUAGGAAAGAAGGGAUACAGCGUACCCAAAGCAGGGACCAUCCAAGUGACCUUAUUCAACCCCAAUAAAACUGUGGUGAAGAUGUUCCUCGUGACCUAUAACUUUGGGGACAUGCCCGUCAAUCACAUGACCUUCCUGCGUCACCGCAUCUUCCUGGUUCCCGUUGAGGAGGCGGGGCCAGAGGCGAAGGGGGAUGGGCCUCCAGAGCCCAGGGCCACGCCCACAGAGAGGAGGAAGAUUCUCUGCUACCUGAUACACCUCAGGUUCCAGAGCUCUAAAUCUGGGAAGAUCUACUUGCACAACGAUAUCCGGCUGCUAUUCUCCCGCAAGUCCAUCGAGGUGGACACGGGGAUCCCUUACGAGCUCAAAUCUUUCACAGAGGUGCCAAAAAACCCAAAAUACUCCCCCCGCGUGUGAGCCUAUGAUGAACCCGCGACCCCUGACCCCAUCACCAACGCAGCCCAUUCCUGGAACUGGGCACAGAGAGAUAAACAGACAGACAUGGACAAGAAAACUUGAAAAGAUUAUUAAUUCAAACACACAUAUAUAUACUGAGUAUACAAAACAUUAAGGACACCUUCCUAAUAUUGAGUUGCACUCCCCCUUUUGCCCUCAGAACAGCCUCAAUUCAUCA
Messenger RNA from Salvelinus namaycush (lake trout), 3326 nucleotides. Its product is annotated as protein FAM214B-like. The transcript is spliced from 10 exons. The record is from RefSeq and is a predicted model, not a curated record. Bases 989 to 3109 code for a protein of 706 amino acids. NCBI's taxonomy places the organism in Eukaryota, Metazoa, Chordata, Actinopteri, Salmoniformes, Salmonidae.